Messenger RNA from Aspergillus bombycis, 963 nucleotides. Its product is annotated as thioesterase family protein. Gene Ontology annotation, molecular function: fatty acyl-CoA hydrolase activity. The record is from RefSeq and is a predicted model, not a curated record. The transcript has a single exon. Gene Ontology annotation, cellular component: peroxisomal matrix. The coding region runs from base 1 to 963 and encodes 320 amino acids. Lineage: Eukaryota; Fungi; Ascomycota; Eurotiomycetes; Eurotiales; Aspergillaceae. Gene Ontology annotation, biological process: fatty acid catabolic process; acyl-CoA metabolic process.
AUGGCAACUACAUUGGCGGAACAUGUUUCCGUGGAAAAAGCCGGCGAUAACUAUGUCUCGACGUACCUGCCACAGCGAAUGGGAAACUCAGCACCUAUAGGGUAUGGAGGGUACGCUAUUUCCCUCGCAAUUCACGCCGCAUACAAAACCGCACCUGAGGGAUUUCAUGUGCACUCCGCAUUCGGGCAUUUCCUUCGAGCAACCAGUACAGAAGCGCACAUCAUUUGUACGCCAGUUCAACUCCGGAAAACAAAGAGUUUUGCCACAUACCGCGUCGCAGUUGAGCAACGGAUUGAGUCAACCGGUGAAUCACGCCUAUGUAUGCAGCUUUUGGUAGAUUUUCACAAAGACGAACCGGCCCUCCUCAGCUAUUCAGCACCCUCAACUCAAGCAUACACUCACUGGCAGCAUUGCGUACCGUGGGACCAGAUGUUGGUAAACGAUCUGGCGACGGGAAAGAUCACGACAGAGCAAUCCAACAUGUUCAACAAAAUGUUUGGACUGUCCAGAAAUCUUUACGAAGGUCGACCGUGUCCUGAAGGCAUUACCUCCCAGAAUCUGAUGGGCUUGCUCAAGUCCGUCAAAAGUCAUCAGGAUGACCUACCUGUUACGGAGAAAACAUCGGCGGAUUGGCUUCGUGUGAAACAUCCUCUCCGGACUGAGGGGGAACAGGUGGCGAGCUUGGGAUUCAUGAUGGAUGGACUAUUGUCCUUUCUACCAUUGGUGCAUAACCACCUUUUCUUCGAGGACGUCGACGCCUGCUCUAGCCUUGACUUCGCACUGAGAAUCUUCUCUCCAUGUAUCAAAAUGGACCAUUGGCACUUAAGGGAGACGAUUAGCAGCCGGGCUGGACAUGGUCGCACGUAUAGUGAGAGCAGGCUAUGGAAUGAAGAGGGAAACUUGGUUGCUUGUAUGAGUCAACAGUCAAUUUUAAGAGUCCCCUCAACGAAAGCAAAGAUAUGA